AUGGAGGACAUGGACCAGAGGCAGAAGGACGAGGUGGCGGCGAGGCGGGGGCAGCUCACUUUGGCGGGCAUGAACCAGUUUUAUGUCGACUGCGCACGUGAGGAGUGGAAGUUCGACACCUUGUGCGACCUCUUCAACAUCAUCAACCUCACCCAGGCCAUCGUCUUCUGCAAUACCGCCGACAAGGCCACCUGGCUCGCCGCCAAGCUGGCCAGCGACGGCUUCUCGCUCGCUGCCGUCCACGGGCUGACCGAUGCCACCGACGCCCGCGCCGCGCUGACCGACUUCAGGGUCGCCGUCGUCCGUGUGCUCGUCGUCACCGACGGCGUCCUCAACAACAGCGGUCUGCUCCCAUACGCGUGGCUCAGCGUCAACUACGACCUGCCCGCCAGCCUGGACGACUACAUGACGCGGGUCGGCCGCUCGGGCAGGUUUGGGCGCAGGGGCGUGGCCAUCAACCUUGUCACGGAGGAGACUGCCGCCCAGGUGCGCCAGCUUGAGGAGUACUACAACACGGCCAUCGCGGCCCUACCCGACGACCUCUCAUUCCUGUAA
Molecule: messenger RNA, 555 nt
Organism: Acanthamoeba castellanii str. Neff
Lineage: Eukaryota; Discosea; Longamoebia; Acanthamoebidae
Product: eukaryotic translation initiation factor, putative
Exons: 1
Coding region: 1-555 (184 amino acids)
Molecular function (GO): RNA helicase activity; RNA binding
Source: RefSeq, a predicted model, not a curated record